AUGGAGUGCGCCAGGCAUCCAAGAGGAAGGAACUACCUGUUGUCUGCAAUUCGCAUUUGGCUCGGAUUAACAGUGGCAGCAACAACAGGAGGACGUCAUAAACACCAAACGUCAAAACACAGCGGAGAAGAAGAACGAUGCAUCGGAGGACUUCAAAGCAAAGGCAAUGUGUUGCAGGAGCACACAAUACAUCAUUCAGCCCCCGAGGUGCUGAAUCCAGAGCAGCCAAGUACCCAGGAGUGCGCCAGGCAUCUGGAGGAUGAGCAUCACCUGUUGAAUCGUGGUUCGCAUAGGGCUCGGAUCGAUCGUGGCAGCGACCAGCAGGAGGAAGUCGAGAGACGACCGAAAACGAUGCUAGGAAGCGUAUUGGUUACGCAACCCAAGCAUUAUCGAUUCUUCAAUAGGAUACCCGCAGAAGAAUCGACUCGAAGUAUGUACACAGGACGUGAUCAUACAAACCAAAUUGGAGUGGAGAGGUUCCAGACUCAAACUAUCGAGAGGAGGAACGAGGAUAAAGCAAAUGAGAAUCGUCCAAGGCUCGAGAACAGCAUCGCGACCCCAGAUGUGACCUCAGAAGCUUCAACCCAACACAACAAAGAUGCAAGGAGUCAUAGGCAUAUGAAGCCAAAGCAUCAACGACUCUUCAACCGGACAUCCCGCAGAAGAGACACCUCAAAGUAUGGACAUCUACUGUGGACAUACAAGCCAAACACAAAAACAUCAAGUGCAAUCGACAAUAUGCCGAAUAGUUCAAGACCAACGAAGUAUAGAAGCAGUCGGAUGAUGACCUACCUGUUGUUUCUGAGAACCGAUGAAAGGUUAGCAGAAAGAACACUAAGUUACCCAAAGCAGCAACUUCGUUCCAACGAUUCUGGAGUCGAUGAUGCCGAACAAGUCUUCAACAAGCCCACAUGA
Caenorhabditis remanei is the source of this 915-nucleotide messenger RNA. RefSeq lists its product as uncharacterized. The coding region runs from base 1 to 915 and encodes 304 amino acids. NCBI's taxonomy places the organism in Eukaryota, Metazoa, Nematoda, Chromadorea, Rhabditida, Rhabditidae. The transcript is spliced from 2 exons. The record is from RefSeq and is a predicted model, not a curated record.